CUGACUUUGUGAAAAUAAAGAGUUAAAAAUAAAAGUAAAAUGAAGUUCCUAGUUCUAGCGUUGUGCAUAUUUUGUGUCAGUGCUAAUCCACAUUGGGAUAAUUUGGAUGAAGAAGAAAUUGCAAGCAUCAAAAGGACAUGGAAUGAAGUGAAAUCAAAAGAAAUUGAAAUUCUUUACCACAUUUUUAAAGAUCAUCCGGAUAUUAUGUCGAAAUUCCCUCAAUUUUCUGGUAAAGAAUUGGAAGAACUAAAACGUACCAGCCAGUUUGGAAUUCAUGUAACUAGAAUUGUUUCAUUCUUCUCACAUUACAUCCUUCUUUUGGGAAGAGAAUCGAGUAAGCCAUGUUUGAGAACGAUUACUAAUGAUAUGGCAGAAGUCCAUAAAACUCGAGGUGUUACAAAAGAUGAUUUUAAUAAAUUUAAAGAUUCAAUCUUUAAGUAUUUGAAGGAUCAUGUUGAAAUGGAUAAAAAGGUCAUCCACGCUUGGAACGACUGCUUCGACAGCAUGUACUAUGUCAUAUUCUCCAAUUAUGAUGGAAAACCUGUAAGCUAGGUUGUAAAAUGAGAUGAAUCUUUUUCUAAGCAGA
Molecule: messenger RNA, 586 nt
Organism: Chironomus riparius
Lineage: Eukaryota; Metazoa; Arthropoda; Insecta; Diptera; Chironomidae
Source: the annotation of a GenBank genome assembly